CACGGGGUACUGGUAUACGUAGGUAAAGUGUUUUUAUUUUUCCGGCGACAACGCACAGCGAUUGUUGAAUCGUUUUAUGAUAAGACUCAUACUUCUAUUUACGCCUUUUGCUGCUUUUCUUUGGAAGUACGCGGCGUUCAAGUUGUAGCUAAAGGAAGGAGCUUGUGAUACGCCACCUAAACCCGGUUUUGACAGUCGGCCGGCAAAAACAACAGCACAGAGAAGAAACAAUUCAGCACACCAAGCUCGAGACGACACAACCCAUCGAAAACCCGCAACGCGAACGAGGGCCACAGUCUAAGCUGUGUUAAACAAUUGCUGCCAUGGCCGCCCUUGGAGACGAUCUUUUGCGAAUCGUCAACCAGCUGCAGGAUCUGGUCUUCAACACCAUCGGCACAGAUUCUCUCGACUUGCCACAAAUUGUCGUUGUCGGUUCCCAGUCCGCUGGCAAGUCUUCAGUGCUCGAGAACAUCGUCGGUCGAGAUUUCCUACCGCGAGGAAGUGGCAUCGUCACCCGACGGCCACUCAUCCUACAACUGAUCAAUGUCGAGGAGGACGAGUCUGAGCCAGAUCUCAAUGCAGCCUACAGAAACCCAACCCAAGCUAGGCGCUCAGAGUGGGCGGAGUUCCACCAUGUCCCGGGACGGAGGUUCACAGAUUUUGCCGACGUGAAGCGCGAGAUCGAGAAUGAGACAGCCCGAGUCGCUGGUAGCAACAAGGGCAUUAACCGUCAACCUAUCAACCUGAAAAUCUACUCUCCACAUGUGCUCAACCUGACCUUGGUUGAUUUGCCGGGCUUGACAAAGGUCCCUAUUGGCGAUCAACCUGCCGAUAUUGAGAAGCAGACUCGUACCCUAAUCUCUGAGUUCAUCGCCAAGCCGAACAGUAUUAUUCUAGCCGUAUCGCCCGCCAACGUUGACAUUGUCAACUCAGAAGCUCUGAAGCUUGCGAGACAUGUGGAUCCCCUCGGUCGAAGGACGGUCGGCGUUCUGACCAAGGUCGACUUGAUGGAUCAUGGCACGAAUGCCUUAGAUAUUCUCUCAGGCCGUGUCUAUCCUUUGAAGCUGGGCUUUAUUGGCGUUGUGAACCGCUCACAACAAGACAUUCAGGGGAAUAAACCCAUGGAGGAUGCCCUGAAGGCGGAAAUGGACUUCUUUAAACACCACCCAGCUUACCGAAACAUGGCAACGCAAUGCGGCACCAAUUUCCUGGCAAAGACGUUAAACCAGACGCUCAUGAGCCACAUUCGUGAGCGUUUACCGGAUAUCAAAGCCCGUCUCAAUACUUUGAUGGGCCAGACCCAGCAGGAACUCGCUAGCUACGGAGACAAUCACUUCAGUGGCAAGGAGCACCGCGGCUCCAUGAUCCUACAGCUUAUGACACGAUUCGCUUCCUCGUUCAUUUCAUCUAUCGACGGCACUUCCACCGAGAUAUCUACCAAGGAGCUCUCUGGCGGUGCUCGGAUAUACUACAUCUUCAACUCAGUGUUUGGCAGCGCACUGGAAUCCAUCGACCCCACCUCCAAUCUGUCCGCCCUGGACAUCAGAACUGCCAUUCGCAACUCCACUGGUCCCCGUCCGAGCUUGUUCGUCCCCGAGAUGGCAUUCGAUCUGCUCGUAAAGCCACAAAUCAAGCUUCUCGAGAUCCCGAGUCAGCGUUGUGUAGAAUUGGUCUACGAGGAGUUGAUCAAGAUUUGUCAUACCUGUGGUUCCACAGAGCUGACACGUUUCCCGCGGCUGCAAGCAAAGCUCAUUGAAGUGGUGUCUGAUCUCCUCCGGGAGCGGCUUGGCCCUGCAUCUAACUAUGUAGAGUCGCUUAUCUCUAUUCAACGAGCUUACAUCAACACGAACCAUCCCAACUUCCUCGGUGCGGCUGCAGCAAUGAGUCACGUGGUCAACAACAAACAAGAAAAGGAGAGGAAACGGUUGAUCCAGGAGGAGCGCGAGAGGCGCGAGAAACGCAAGAUGAAAGAGUUGGGUGCUGCUAAUGGUACCGAGACCCCCGCCGAAGAGAACGAUGAUGCUGCGACUGAGAAGGGAGACCUCACAAACCGAAAACUUCCCAAGGGAGCGCGCAGUCUGUCGCCAGUCAUGCGUGAGAACGGCACAGGUAGCAUUGCCGCCAGCUUGAAUGGCGCAAGGUCCGAUUCGCCGUCAAGAUUCCAACAACAAGCGGGUGGACAGAAGGAUUCAUUCUUGACAUACUUCUUCGGCCAGAACGGCCCUUCGCAACCGGGAGGCCCUGGAACUCCUUCGGCAUUGCCUCGUCAUGUUAGCCAGUCAGCUGAGCCAACGUUCAGCGGAAGCAUCCGAUCGCGCGAGGACAAAAUCGCUCAUCGGCCCGCCUUGUCCUCUUCCUUGAUUUCACCGCCAGAGGAAAGCCCGAGAACGACCGAAUUCGGGUUUGGUUCAUUUGGCCAGAGCACCGAGCCAGCCCUGACGGACCGCGAGGCCAUGGAGACGGAGCUGAUCCGCGCACUCAUCUCAUCCUACUUCAACAUUGUGCGCGAAUCGAUUGCGGACCAAGUGCCCAAAGCCGUCAUGCACCUCCUGGUCAACCACAGCAAGGAUGUGGUGCAGAACCGGCUCGUCAGCGAGCUCUACAAAGAGGGCCUGUUCGAGGAGCUGCUGUACGAAGACGACGGCGUCAAGAAGGAACGCGAGAAGUGCGAGAAGCUGCUCUCUACGUACCGCGAGGCGGCCAAGAUCAUCGGCGAGGUGUUAUAAAUAGAGUAUACCUACCUAGUCACGUCGCUACUCUCUCGGAAAAUCUUUGUACUAGAAAGUUGUGGGAUCGAUUGGUGUUGGGCUGGGAACGACGCUCAACGGGCCCAACUCCUUUUUCAUGUUUGGGGUUUGUUUGAGUAUGUACAAGUAGACGGAGGUGGAUGGGGGAAGAGGAUGCGCUGUCGUCGCUACUUACUCCCUACAUUAGUCGAGGCUUGACAGCGAUGUGGACGGACAUACAUGUACAUACGAGCGGAGCCCAUACUACUCAUCAUCAUCACUAUCUGGUAUAUGAAAAGUAUCUUUCCUUUAAGAUCAAAUGAUUACACGUUUCAAGUCUUGCA
Molecule: messenger RNA, 3070 nt
Organism: Pseudomassariella vexata
Lineage: Eukaryota; Fungi; Ascomycota; Sordariomycetes; Amphisphaeriales; Pseudomassariaceae
Product: dynamin-2
Exons: 4
Coding region: 324-2726 (800 amino acids)
Biological process (GO): peroxisome fission; mitochondrial fission
Cellular component (GO): peroxisome; membrane; microtubule
Molecular function (GO): microtubule binding; GTP binding; GTPase activity
Source: RefSeq, a predicted model, not a curated record